UCUUUUUCUCCUCCUCCUCCUCUUCCUACUACUACUUCCUUUUUUCUUUUUUUCCUUUCUUCCCUUCUACAUUUCCUCGCCAUUGACAUUGUUAUUAUAUCCAUUCACUCCCUUAUCUUUCACAUUCCCUUCAUUUUCUUCGAUUGUUCGAUCAUGAGAGAAGCUGUAAUAUUUGUCACAUGUUUACUGGGUAUCGUAUUUGCUGGAAGUCCUAGACUACCCAGAACCUCUGCUGAUGAACGUAAUACACGUAACGUUAGUAACAAUGGAGGCAACAUCACUGGAAACACGAUACCAAUACCUAAUCGCAAUUCUCAACGAAACAGAGAGCAAUACCUCUUCAAUGUUUUCGAAGUUAUAGUUUCGACUUUGGAAUCAAAAUUACAGCGCAUCGAAAAUCUGGAUAAAGCAGUUGAACACUUGAUGAGAAGAGUGGAAGCUUUGGAUUCACGUGUACACGAUAAUAUCGAUAAAACCGACGCAGUCAUUGCAAAGCUACGAACCUUAGACCUUAAACUUUUUAAUUCUCGUCAAAUUGAAUUUUCUUCAACCGAAUCUGCAUACUCGGCGAUCGAUGAUAAAAAUGACAGUGAACUUAGAAAUGGCUCGAAGUUAAAAGCAAUCCAUCGUAAGCCAGAAGAAGUACCAUCACCCGAGACCGUUGGUGAAAAAUUGCUAUCGCUCGAUCAAAAGGUAUCGGACAUAGAUAAUAAACUGAUCGAUUUGAAACAUCAAUUGGAUAAUAAUUUGUUACAAAAUGAGGACAUAAACGCCGAAGCUAGUGAAAAAAAGCCAGUUAGCAUGAGUGUGAUUGAAAUCACGAAAGCGAUGAGUAACGAAGUAAUAAAUCACAUUACAAUUGAGAUAGAAAAUUUAAGACAAGCGACUAAUAAUAUGGACAGAAAGUUACAGUUCCAUGUAAACCUAGUUUCGGAUCGUUUGGGAAGCAUUUACAACAUGAUGACCGACGUACAUGAUGCGAUAUUAGUCAGAGGUACUACGAACGGUCGACCAGCGUUCAACGUUACGACAAUGAAAACCACCGAACCAUCACCACCGAAACAAAGUAAAAUUGAUCGACUCGUUGAGCAAAUAUAUCCGGUGUUGACUGUUUCGGAAAAGAUGGACGAAGUUUGGAACGUUGUGGUUGGCACAAAAAGUUCCGUGGAUGAUCUUUUGCCAAAAUCCGAGGAAUUACUUACACAAACACAAAGACAAGAAAGAGCAAUUAGUGAAAUCCAUGCAGAUUUAAGAUCGAAAACGAAUAAAAUUAUCGAGAAUUUGGAAGGAGUUGAGAAUAGGCUACGAAAGCAGGAGGAUGACGUUGCUAGUCUUGCUCAACGUCCAAUCCCAGCGGAAUUGCUGCUCGAUCCCACGAUUGACCGCCUUGUCGAAUAUGACUCAAAUAGAUACGUUGGACUUUCCGACGACAUUCCAGUCGAAACAACCGUUUCACCGGUGAAUCCUACAACCAUCGUUUCGUCUGUGUCGAUGUCUAUGUCUUCCUCGACUUCGUCAAACACCGUAUCAAUCAAUAAUUUCAAUAAUUCAAGCAAUAUCGCUGGUUCCACUAAUUUUCCUAAUUCGACAGCCAGUCCUGGAAUAUCGUUGUCUUCGAGUUCGCAACGAUCUUCCUCUAAGAAUCGCGGUGUUAUAUUUCCAAGUGUUAAAAAUAAACCAAGUCCAGCAAAUUCAACCUUUAGCACCGACGUAUUUCUUAGUUAUAAGGAUGUUAAGGGCUAUUCGUGCGUUGAUUUACUAAAUGCAGGCAUGAGAGACAGUGGUGUUUAUUAUCUUCAAAUUCGCGGAACAACUUAUUGGUUUCUCAAGGUUUACUGCGAACAAGAUGUCGCUGAAGGCGGUUGGACGGUCAUUCAAAGAAGAGACGAUUUCGGAGAGCCAAGAGAAAAUUUCAAUCGCGAUUGGGCUGAUUACAAAAAUGGUUUCGGUGAUCCUGCUCGAGAGUUUUGGCUUGGCAACGAGAACAUAUAUAUGUUAACGAACAACGAAGAUUAUACGCUCAGAGUGGAUCUCGAAGAUUUCGAAGGUAACAAAAGAUAUGCACAAUAUUCUCACUUCAAAAUCUAUUCGGAAGGAGAAUAUUAUAAAUUAGAGAUUGACGGCUACGAGGGAAAUGCCGGUGACUCAUUAAACGAUCCUUGGUACGGUUCAAAUAAUAGUCCGUUUUCCACGUACAACAGAGACAAUGAUAGAUCAUCGUUGAAUUGUGCGUCCAUGCUGAAAGGCGGAUGGUGGUGGAAAUCGUGUGGUCGAGGAUUAAAUGGUCUUUAUUUGAACGAUCCGCAAGAUUUAACCGCUCGACAAGGUAUUGUAUGGUUCCGUUGGAGAGGUUGGGAUUAUACUUUGAAACGUGCCACAAUGAUGAUCAAACCAAAAGGACCAACAACAACCAUGCUAUAAUAUAGGGAGAUUAUAAUGAUUAUAAGUUUUCUAGAAGAAUUCCGCUGCGUCCGUAAUGCUUGGUACAACGUACGCAACUUGUCGCAGUUACCAAAUAUACAUAUGUACAUACACAUGUAAGAAUGUUUGGAAAUGUCGGACGAGAAAACAGUUUUUUAACGAAUAUUCCUUCCCUUUAUAUUUUUUUUUAUUAAAUACAUUUCAAUUCGGCGUAUUUUUAAGAUUCUAUUAUUUAUUUCAGUAAAAUCUUUCUCUCGCUGAAUUUGAUUCCGUCUUAUCAACAGUUCAAAACGUACAAAGCGUACAAAGCGAUUAUAAUAUGUAAUUGUUAUAAUCAUCGAUCGUCAUAAAUGUUUGUAAUGUUUGUAAAACGUAAAAUAAUGAAACUGUCGAUGUAUAAUCCAUAUGUCGAAUUAAAUUCAAUGACAUUGUUAA
Molecule: messenger RNA, 2856 nt
Organism: Frieseomelitta varia
Lineage: Eukaryota; Metazoa; Arthropoda; Insecta; Hymenoptera; Apidae
Product: angiopoietin-2-like
Exons: 10
Coding region: 154-2421 (755 amino acids)
Source: RefSeq, a predicted model, not a curated record